AUGCAGAUUACAAAGAAAAGGUUCUUUCUACCAAAGGAGGAAAAGAACCAGGAAGUGAAAACGGAAGCAGUUUCAAAUGAAGAGGGCCUAUUUGUACAAGACGAGGACGAAGACGAAAAGAAGACGACACCAGUACAAUCGCAACAACUGGUCAACUCCACGAUAUCAUUUGAGAAAUUUGCAAGCGAUUUACAAGCCAUAGUGGGUGAAAUAUCGCCCGUGAUACUAAAUUACCUAUAUGAUAAGUACUCCAUACAUCCCAACAGUGUCAAGCACGCCACUCACGAACUCUUUACAAAUCCUCCCGAUAUCGAUGAGCUACCGCAAACAAACACAACGCGUCUGCAACAUUCAGUAUCUUCAUCACCAACUACUAAUGCAGCAUCCAUACUAUCUCAACGACAACUGCGACCAAACAGCUCAUUAACAAGCCCAUCCUCACCAUUGAAACGCAUAGACAUUGGCGAUGAUCUUGAGUUUGGACAAUUGCGCAAGAGGCAACAUCCUGAACAAGAAGAUGGUGGUGUUGAAAUGGAAUCUGACUCGUGGCGUAAAUAUAUUGGCACUUUGGAAGUUCAAGCUUGGGCAACAAGACCCACAAUGAAGCCCCUCAAGUACCAAGAUGUGCUUGUGGUGAAAAGAUUAGUUCCUCGAACUUCAACAGCUCAAAAGAGUUCCAUCAUACGAUUGUGUCUCAAUGACAGAGAGAUCGGAAGGCUCCCGGAGGAUUUAACCAGGAUUUUCAGUCCCUUGAUUGAUCAGAAUAUUGCUGAUUUCGAUGUCACUGUAUUGGAAACAACAAAGCGUCGGUUAUCUACGGGAGAUUCAUUCUUUAUUCAAGUCACGAUUUACUUGAAAAGCACAGGGUUUGUGAAAAACAUUGAUUUAGCAAUGGAGCAUCCUAGUUCGAAAAGAGGGCCAAACUUCAAUUUCGCAACAGAAAGCGAAGGGGAAGCAUCAAUGAGAUUACGACAGGCGGGUGUAUCGAGUUUGUUUGAGAGGUUGAAGCUAAAGCCGCUAAAGUUGAACAACGAUAAUAGAGAAGAUGAUGUCACUUCCUCUGCCCAGUCGGUUGAAAUCACUGGUUCUGAGGUUGAAGAGGUUGCUGACGGAGUGAACCUUGAUCAGUUGAGACAAUUUUAUCAAGCAAAUAAUCAAUCAAAGUUAUUGGAGAGUUUACCUGAAACUACGGAGCCACCUAAGGAAAACUUCAGUUUGUCAUUAAGAGAGUAUCAAAAACAUGGACUUUCUUGGAUGUUAGCGAGAGAGAAAGAAGUCGAUGUCUUGCAACUGUGUUUGGGGCAAGAUAUGUUGCCUCUGGAAACAAGGAAAAAUAUAGAAGAUGCAGGUACAAUGAAUCCUCUUUGGAGAAAAUAUAGGUGGCCUAAUGAUGGCAGUUUGUCGCAAAGUGGCAAUAAUUCUACACAAGCCCACUCACAGACUCAAGACAAUUACUUUUAUGCUAACUUGUAUAACGGUGAGUUGUCAUUGGAAAAGCCUAUAAUCAAAACAAGUUUACAAGGAGGCAUCCUUGCCGAUGAAAUGGGGUUGGGUAAGACCAUCGCGACAUUGGCGUUGAUAAACUCCGUGCCUUACGAUAAGGCGCAUGAUGUGGAGAACCGUUACGCGUCAAAAACAACCUUGAUUGUGAUGCCCAUGUCCUUGCUUACACAAUGGAAGGAAGAGUUUGAAAAGGCAAACAACAAUGAUGCACAUAUUUGUCGAUUAUAUUAUGGAGACGAGACUGAAAAUGACUUGUCCUUGUCUCUUUGCCAUUUGAAGCCAAAUUCCAAAAUCCCCAUAGUUGUCAUCACCACUUAUGGAACUGUUUUGAAUGAGUAUACGAGAAUCUCCAAAAACCGGAAUUCGAAAGGAGAACUUCCGAAAUUAGGGCUUUACUCGGUGAAAUUUUUUCGAAUUAUUCUUGAUGAAGGACACAAUAUCCGUAAUAGGAACACCAAGACGGCAAAAUCUGUUUAUGAGCUACUGCUGAAUCGGAAAUGGGUUCUUACUGGUACUCCAAUUGUGAACCGAUUGGAUGACUUGUAUUCGUUGACCAAAUUUUUGGAGUUGGAUCCAUGGAACAAUUUUUCCUACUGGAAAACAUUUGUAACGUUGCCCUUUGAACAAAAGAAGAUAUCGCAAACGUUGGAUGUCAUCAAGUCUAUUUUGGAACCAAUCUUUUUGCGAAGAACCAAAAAUCAAAAGAAAAAUGGCAAACCAUUGGUGGAGCUUCCCGAGAAGGAGGUUGUGAUUGAAGAAAUCAGAUUUAAUGAUCAAGAAGCAAAACUUUACAAUUGGUUUAAGUCAAGGGCAUUUGAAUCUUUUGCCGAAGGGGUCAAGACGGGACAAUUGAUGCGGCAAUAUACCCAAAUCUUGACCCAUAUUUUACGAUUGAGGCAAGUUUGCUGUCAUGUGGAUCUAAUUGGAGGUGCUCAUGAAAUGGAUGAUGAUGUCAUCGAUUUAGAAGUCGAUGAAGAGAUGAAAACAUUUCUCAAGUCAAUCAAGGAUCAAACUGGCAAAUUCGCCAAUGAUACCGAAGUGAAGCAAACCAUCUACAAGUUGUAUGAUUGCGUUACACCGGAAAAUGAGUGUUCAAUAUGCACAACAUCACCAAUUCCAACCAAUGAGCUCACAAUCACGCCAUGCGGACACACAUUCUGCUACUCGUGCAUUUUGGAACAUUUGGAUUUCCAACUGGAUUUGAAACGUGACAAAUUAUGUCCCAAUUGUCGAGAACCCAUAUCCAAGUACAAGUUGUUUCGAAUUCGAAAUCAGAAAACCACAAGUAAUGAAAUUCGCUUCCAUACGCAAAAUCGAGAUCAUCAACACGAUUACGAUUUUCAAAUCUAUUUACACGAUCCCAAUCGAACAAGCUCCAAAAUCCAAGCUCUUAUCAAACACUUGAAGCAGAUUCAAACCAAUGAGCCGAAUCUGAAAGUGAUUGUGUUUUCCCAAUUUGCUUCGUACUUGGAUAUAUUGGAAGUGGAGUUGAAGUUAGCCAGUGAUGAUUUCAUCGUUUACAAAUUUGAUGGAAGGUUGAAUAUGAAUGAUCGAGGCAAGUUGCUCAAUCAGUUUAAUUGCCCCUUGACGAAUGGGAAAAUUGCCAUUUUAUUGUUGAGUUUGAAAGCUGGUGGUGUUGGUUUGAAUUUGACAACGGCAUCAAGAGCAUUCAUGAUGGAUCCCUGGUGGAGCCCCAGUAUUGAAGAUCAGGCGAUUGACAGAAUUCAUCGAAUUGGUCAGAAUGAGACUGUUAAAGUUGUUCGAUUCAUAAUGGAGAAUAGCAUUGAGACGAAAAUGCUCAAGAUUCAGGAACGAAAGAAGCAAAUUGGUGAGGCUGUUGGUGUUGAGGAAGAGGAAAGAAGGAGAAGGAGAAUUGAGGAGAUACAGAUACUUUUCGAAGAGUGA
Messenger RNA from Lodderomyces theae, 3408 nucleotides. RefSeq names its product DNA helicase. The record is from RefSeq and is a predicted model, not a curated record. The transcript has a single exon. Gene Ontology annotation, molecular function: ATP-dependent chromatin remodeler activity; hydrolase activity, acting on acid anhydrides, in phosphorus-containing anhydrides; ATP binding. NCBI's taxonomy places the organism in Eukaryota, Fungi, Ascomycota, Pichiomycetes, Serinales, Debaryomycetaceae. The coding region runs from base 1 to 3408 and encodes 1135 amino acids.